Messenger RNA from Arctia plantaginis, 300 nucleotides. The record is from the annotation of a GenBank genome assembly. Lineage: Eukaryota; Metazoa; Arthropoda; Insecta; Lepidoptera; Erebidae.
AUGCCUGAAAAUUUCCUUAGUAUAGGUAUUGAUACAUCUGAAAUAGAAAACUAUAAGAAAGUAGACUUCAAAAAAUCACGAUUUCGACAGUUAGCCAGAGCUUUAGCGCCGGCGCGGCUCCGCUUAGGCGGCACCAUGUCUGACCGCCUUAUAUUCAGUGAAAAGGAAGUGCCAGCUAUGACUUGCAGCCAAUGCAAUGAGAAUCCCCACCUAAAUAUACUUUGUGCUCCAUCAGAAGUUUAUGUAAAAACCAUGUUUUGCCAUUCUUUAUCAGGACUGGUAAUGAAUGGACAGAAAUAA